Messenger RNA from Morus notabilis, 1192 nucleotides. RefSeq names its product ankyrin repeat and SAM domain-containing protein 6. Gene Ontology annotation, molecular function: protein binding. Bases 370 to 990 code for a protein of 206 amino acids. The record is from RefSeq and is a predicted model, not a curated record. The transcript has 6 exons. Lineage: Eukaryota; Viridiplantae; Streptophyta; Magnoliopsida; Rosales; Moraceae.
CUGCUUCUACCUGGACGGUGCGUUUUGAUUUGCUCCACACAGACAGCUAUCGUCUUUUCCUUUCUCCUCUUCUCUCUCUCUCUCUUCCCCCAAAAGCAGAAGUAUUAUUAGCUCUCUCUCUUCGGUCUUUGAGAGCCGGAAGCCUUUCCUAGCAUCGCCGCUGAGUUUGGAUUCCUUCCUCUUUCUCUCCCCAAUUCGAGUAUUGUUCUUCGAUUCUCUUCUAAGAAGAUUUUCAAUAAUUAGGGUUUUGAUUUCCAGUCUGCUUGCCGUUACAUUACUGUACCCGCGCCGAUAAGAUUUGUUCUCCGAGUACUCGCCGCCCGAUUACUCCUUUGGAAUUAGGGUUUUUGGGGUUCAAUUUUUAGAGAAAUGUAUGCUGAUCGAGUGGAGGCUGAAACCAGGAGAUCGAUAAAGGAUCGUCUUAAUGGCAACUUCAGAGAUGACUCUUCUCGCCGCCGCCAAAUUACCGGAAAAAGGCAGAGGCAAGAUGACAAAUGGGAACAUGAUCUUUAUCAGGAUGGUGAACCUCAAGUUUCAAAUCACAAAGUUGAUGCUCGGGAUCUUCGAUUGAAGCUCCAAAGGAAAAGUCAACAAGCAUCUGAAAGUGGAAGAGGGUCUCAAUCAGGAGUAAGGGAUCUACGUGAAAAGCUAUCCGGCACUAUGCAUCCACAACCCAUGAAUUAUGAUCCACCAAAGCCUACACCAGAGGCUAGUAAACCUGCGAGGAAAAGUGUCGCCGUUCAAGCCUCCACCCUAGAGAGUAAAAAGGUUUCCAACGCAGCUGCUAAGAAGAAGGCUCCUCAGAAGGCAAGUUCAACAGUGGAUGAUUUUCUGCAGUCCUUGGGUCUUGAAAAAUAUUCCAUCACAUUUCAAGCGGAGGAGGUUGAUAUGACAGCUCUUGCACACAUGACAGAUGAAGACCUAAAGGCUAUCGGAAUACCAAUGGGCCCAAGAAAGAAGAUACUUCUAGCGUUGGAAUCAAGAACUUGAGAUUUGGAAUAUGCAAGUCGCACUUCUGUGGUUUGUGUUUUGAUUAGUAUGAGCCUGUACUUGGCUUUUUUCUUCCCAUUUCUUUUUCACUUUUUGGCUGUAUUGAUCGCAUUGGCUCUAACAACACAAUUCAUGUCAAACCACAACGGUCAGUGUUAAAUUGUUAGUUUGGAAUGGUUAGAAAAUUUUAAAGUUUUGGCAA